Messenger RNA from Pseudophryne corroboree (corroboree frog), 1153 nucleotides. RefSeq names its product parapinopsin-like. Gene Ontology annotation, biological process: visual perception; G protein-coupled receptor signaling pathway; cellular response to light stimulus. NCBI's taxonomy places the organism in Eukaryota, Metazoa, Chordata, Amphibia, Anura, Myobatrachidae. The transcript is spliced from 4 exons. The coding region runs from base 51 to 1088 and encodes 345 amino acids. The record is from RefSeq and is a predicted model, not a curated record. Gene Ontology annotation, cellular component: plasma membrane; photoreceptor outer segment. Gene Ontology annotation, molecular function: G protein-coupled photoreceptor activity.
UCAGGGCAUAUUGAGUCUUAACAAGUCGGGAAGAGAAAGGCUAUAUCAAUAUGGAGGUCAAUAUCAACACAACUGAUUUUAGUGAGAUUUUAACUGCAAAACCAACUAUAUUUCCUAGAUCUGGAUAUAGCAUUCUGUCAUUUAUCAUGUUUUUAAAUGCUGUAUUCUCAAUUUUCAACAAUUUACUAGUGAUUCUAGUAACCAUAAGAUACCCGCAACUUCGCAAUCCUAUUAAUAUUUUUAUUCUAAACCUGUCAUUUUCUGACCUAUUAAUGACAUUGUGUGGUACUACCAUAGUGGUCAGUACCACUUAUCAUGGCUACUUCUAUCUGGGUAAAAAAUUCUGCAUUUUUCAGGGAUUUGCAGUCAACUAUUUUGGAAUUGUGUCACUCUGGUCUCUCACCCUUUUAGCGUAUGAGAGGUACAAUGUGGUCUGCCAGCCAGUUGGAGCCCUGAAGCUCAACACUCGAAGAGGUUACCAAGGACUGAUAUUUAUCUGGCUGUUUUGUCUGAUUUGGGCUGUAGCACCACUGUUUGGCUGGAGUUCCUAUGGUCCUGAAGGUGUUCAGACCUCUUGCUCCAUUGGAUGGGAAGAGAGGACAUGGAACAACUAUAGUUAUCUGAUUGCAUACUUUCUGACAUGCUUCAUUAUUCCUGUAGCCAUUAUUGGAUUUUCAUAUGGAACUAUACUGCGAUCAUUACAUAAGCUGAACCGGAAAAUAGAAGGGCAGGGAGGAAAAACAGACCGUGAGGAAGAGCUACGUGUAGUAGUAAUGGUGCUUUUCAUGGUGAUUGCUUUUCUCAUAUGCUGGCUGCCAUAUACAGUUUUUGCUCUGAUCGUCAUUAUUAAACCAACACUCUACAUCUCUCCUCUUGCUGCAACUCUACCAACGUACUUUGCCAAAACCAGCCCUGUCUACAACCCAAUCAUCUAUAUCUUUCUAAACAAACAGUUCCGCAAUUGUGCUGUUGAGUGUUUGACAUGUGGACACAUUGCUCUAUCUACUCCGAAAGAGGAUAGCGCAUCCAUGGCUGUUCCAGCUGAAAUCCAAACUGUUCCUAAACUCAAUCAAGUGACUCCAGCCUAGUAAUAGCAGGACUGUAAAACACAUCGUACUGUAAUAUCUCAAGGGGAAUCAGUACAAUUUUGGUG